Colletotrichum acutatum is the source of this 453-nucleotide messenger RNA. RefSeq lists its product as uncharacterized. The record is from RefSeq and is a predicted model, not a curated record. Lineage: Eukaryota; Fungi; Ascomycota; Sordariomycetes; Glomerellales; Glomerellaceae. The transcript has 2 exons. The coding region runs from base 1 to 453 and encodes 150 amino acids.
AUGGCAGCCUGUAGGGCUACCAAUGUCCAUGUUUCUAUUGCACUUUUCAGCUUGACCAAAGCAAGCUUCUCGAGUGAUCAGGAUUUUCCAUUCUGCAUAUCUGAGCUCGUAACUUGUAGUACUCUGUACGACUCCAACGGCUCUCGACCAGCGGCUCCCAACUUGGGGAUCGUGUACGACGGCACACUUGAUAUUCGUUUUCGCGCUAAAGAGUAUCCCGACGCAGACACUCCUCGGGCCGUUAAAAAGAGAGAUAGAUCUCAGCCUGCCGUUCUUUGGGGCUUGCCUGAAACCCAAGACGAAAACAAACCCGGUAUCCCAAGGAUCAACAACGCCACGCGGGAGAGAGAAACCUUCGCAACGAAUUACCUACAUCACCGAGAUGCCUCAAAAACGCCUUACAAUAGUUCCACUGAUCCCUCGGUCGAAACGAUGAAGUUCCGUCGGCGCUGA